AUGGACUCUUCACUGAGCAAGGCUCAAGGCUUUCGCCAGUAUCUCCCGGAUCUGAGCCAGCCGCGAUUCCAGGACAUGAAAAAGCAAGACGCUCAUGAAUACGCCGAGAACUUCAAGAAAAAUGGCCAACCUCCAUGGCUUCAUGGCUUAUACCUGCACUGGCGCAAGCUAUAUCAACAGCCUUAUCAAGGCAUUACAUCGGAUGGUAUCGUCAGAGACGGGCUGUUCAAGUUACAAGAUGAAGGAGUUCCGAUAACCGCCAUCACACAAGCUGCAAGUGAUCUUUGCGACAGCCUCAGCAGCGAACAAAGGCUAAAGACCUGUUACCACAUUGAUAGCCCCGAAUGGCGAACAUGGUCAAACCCAGAGUUCCUUCUUAGCGACAAAGGCAUUCGACUCGACGAGAUCACGAGCGACUUGAGAAGUAAGGUACUGAAGGUACUGGAACUUACACUCUCGCCUGAGGGGUAUGAAAAAGCAAUUGGGGCGAUGCGAGUAAAUCACUUCCUAGGGGUACUGGUGGAAUCACCCGCCGUCAUGAACGAGUUUUCUUAUAACUUCGUUCUAUUCGGAGAGCCAUCUACUACUCGUCCUUGGGGGUUUUCCUUCUACGGCCAUCACCUUUGUCUCAACAUCUUCCUCUACAAAUCUCAAAUUGUAGUAACUCCUUGCUUCACUGGCGCGGAACCCAACCUUAUCGACGAUGGUCCUUACAAAGGGACUAGAAUCCUCUAUAAGGAAGAGAGUCUAGGAUUGCAGUUGAUGCAGAGUCUAUCACCGGAACAGCAGGAAGCAGCACAAGUGUAUAAGCUGAUGAAAGAUCCCGCGAUGCCACACGGUCGUUGGAACCACGAUGAUCAGAGACAUCUAUGUGGAGCUUAUCGUGACAAUAGGAUUGUUCCAUAUGAGGGUAUCCUCGUGUCGAAUAUGUCAAAGGAACAGCAAGAUCACGUCCUGGGGAUCGCCAACGAAUUCUUGCUUUAUCUACCAGAUUCUGCUAGAGCGCUGCGCAUAGCACAGAUUAAAGAGUGGUUUCAUGAAACCUACUGGUGUUGGAUUGGCGGCUAUGGCGACGAGGAUCCAUUUUACUUCCGGAUACAGAGUCCAGUAGUGAUAUUCGAGUUCGACCAUCAUUCAGGCGUUUGUCUUAAUAACGAAGAGCCUGCCAAGUUCCACAUUCACACAUUGAUGCGGGCCCCUAACAAAGGAGACUAUGGUAUGGCGCUGAGGCCACUGAUACCUGGGGUAGAGCAGGGAUAUUUAUGGGAGGGAUAG
Fusarium sp. VM40 is the source of this 1275-nucleotide messenger RNA. The record is from the annotation of a GenBank genome assembly. NCBI's taxonomy places the organism in Eukaryota, Fungi, Ascomycota, Sordariomycetes, Hypocreales, Nectriaceae.